UGACAGCCUCAAAAUCUGACACAAAUAGCGAAAUUGUUAAAGCUUCCACGGCUACCCGUUUCCGCUGGUCUCCACCAUGAGCGGAUAUGGCGAGCCCAAGACAUGUGGCAAAUGCUGCGAAAGCGGAUUCGGAACUCCUCUGGAAGCGAUGAAGGGCGAGAGGGAGAAGUUGAUCUACAUCCCGGCUGUGCAAAUGGAGAAAAAUGCAAAGCCAGACUACCUUGCGACCAUCGAUGUUGAUCCAGACAGCCCAACCUACAGCCAGGUGAUUCAUCGUUUACAUAUGGCACUCCCUGGAGAUGAGCUUCAUCAUCUUGGCUGGAACGCAUGCUCCAGCUGCCGUGGUCAGGUUGGUCGACCAACACAUGGAUACCUUGUCGCUCCCGGAGUUUUGUCUGGCGACAUUCACAUCAUUGAUGUGAAAUCGGAUCCCAAGGCGCCCGCUCUCCACAAGACCAUUGGAGCGAAGGAUCUCUUGGACAAAGCGGGUGUGGCACUUCCGCACACAACACAUUGUGCGCCAGAUGAGAUCAUCAUGUCUUUCAUGGGCAGCGGCACUGCGAAGGAUGGCUUCAAGCCCGAAGGAGCAGGCUUCGUGUCCUUUGAUCCCAAGACAUUUGAGAUCAAGCAACGAUGGGAAGGCCAGGACUCCAAGACACGCUUUGGAUACGAUUUCUGGUAUCAACCACGCCACAAUGUCAUGGUCUCAUCUGAAUGGGGUGAUCCAGACUGCUUCACCAAAGGCUUCAACCCUGCGCAUGUCGGGGAGGGACGUUAUGGUAGUAAGCUCUAUGUGUGGGAUUGGUCGGAUCGAACCGUGAAGCAAGAGCUCGAUGUGGGUGCGGGUUCCAUUCCACUGGAAGUCUGUUUCUUGCACAAUCCCGACAAGGCAGAAGGUUACACUGGCUGCGCACUGAGCUCUGAAAUGGUCCGCUUCACCAAGACCAGUGAUGGAAAAUGGGAAUCCAAGACCGUCAUCAAAGUGGAACCCAUUGAGGUGACUGGCUGGGCAUUACCACACAUGCCUGGACUCAUUACGGACUUUGUGAUUUCCAUGGACGAUCGCUUCUUGUACCUUUCCAACUGGCUUCAUGGUGACGUUCGCCAGUACGAUAUCACUGAGGAUGAACCCAAGUUGGUUGGCCAGUUCUUUGUUGGAGGUUCCAUGAAGCAAAACGGUCCAGUAAAGCGAGCAGAUGGAGGAGAGCAGCCCGAAGCGUUGGUGGUGAAAGGGGUCGAAAUUCAAGGUGGAGCACAAAUGGUGCAGCUGUCCCUCGACGGGAAGCGCUUGUAUGUGUCCACCUCGCUCUUCUCAUCAUGGGACAAACAAUUUUACCCUGACAUGGGGAAGUAUGGGGCGCAGCUGAUCCAGCUGGAUGUCGAUACAGAGACUCCUGGCUGCAUCUGGCUACCAAAAACAUCCAAAAUCUAUUGA
Messenger RNA from Cladocopium goreaui, 1435 nucleotides. The record is from the annotation of a GenBank genome assembly. Lineage: Eukaryota; Dinophyceae; Suessiales; Symbiodiniaceae.